This is a messenger RNA of Mustela erminea (ermine), 1913 nucleotides long. Its product is annotated as protein CD300H-like. The record is from RefSeq and is a predicted model, not a curated record. Lineage: Eukaryota; Metazoa; Chordata; Mammalia; Carnivora; Mustelidae. Bases 700 to 1422 code for a protein of 240 amino acids. Gene Ontology annotation, molecular function: transmembrane signaling receptor activity. Gene Ontology annotation, cellular component: plasma membrane. The transcript has 5 exons.
CGGUUCCAUGUCCAUUUUUCAGAACAGGGAAACACACAGGAGGGAAGAAAGUCUGUGGAUUUGUACCCUGGUUAGAAACCCAGCACCCAAAUGGAACUUUUGAAGGCAUCAGAGGUCACAGUUCCAACUUGUGUGGCCAAGGAGAGCAGGGGUCCCACGGGGACUGUGGGUGCUCGGAGCUGUAGCCCCGGGUAUCCUAACACCACUGUGGUCACCACCGAUGUCUGAGUGGAUGGGCUGCGGGGGGCUACACCCCGGACAUGAUCUCUCCUGACCAAAAGGAAGUGACAUGUCAGAGGGGUGGGGACAUUCCCCUGAGGAAAUGCUCAUAGUGUUGCUCCAUUGUGUGGGGCGAGUGUGCACAGUGAGAGGCGCAGAUGUUGGCUGAGGAAGGGGGUGGCCACCCCAGUCCAGUCCUGAACCAGGAGCUGUCUUGUCAUCGGGAUUGAGUGGAUCUGGGACACCAGGUCGAGGACUCUGCCUCAACCCUCGUUGCUUCUGUCCCCCAGCUUCCUGCACCCCAACCAGCUGAGUCAACGUGGAAGAAGAUUGUGAGAACAAACACAGGCAGAACGGGGAAGCAAGGAGGCCUCAGAAAGCAGAAGUGGGCCCUGCAGAGAGGACCCUCUGUGAGGAGGCUUGAGAUUUCCCCCCCUUCAGAGGCCUGGCAUUGCUGUGGGUGACGUCUGUGCUGCAGACAUGACCCCAGGGGACGGGAGGCCGUGGCUGCCUGCAGCGCUGCUCCUUCUCCAGGUCCCAGGUUGUUGGUCUCUGCGUGGCCCCACCUCCGUGACGGGCACCGUGGGGGGAUCCGUGAGCGUGCAGUGUCAGUAUGAGGAGGAAUUCAGAGAGAAUGACAAAUACUGGUGCAAGAGCCCAUGUGUGUGGAAGAUGGUAAGGACCAAAGGGACAGAUAGAGAAGUGAGGAAGGAUCGUGUGUCCAUCAGGGACCAUCCUGCAAACCUCACCUUCACAGUGACCAUGGAGAGCCUCACAGAGGAUGAUGCCGGGACAUACCGAUGCGGGAUCGAUUCAUCAGGGCUCCCGGGAUAUUUGCUUGACCGCACCUUCCAAGUUGUGUUGUCUGUGACCCCAGCCAGCACUGCAACCCCCAGCUCUGUGAGGCCCCCCAGCACUCCAGGCCUUCACAGGACACUGCCAGCCCCCACAUGGGACACUGCGACCCGGCAGGAGUCCUCCACUUCCAGCCAGCGCCCUGGGCCCUCACUGGAGAGUCAUCCUAUUGAAGACCAGACCACAGAGGGAGAGAAGAGGUCCCUGCUCGGCAGCGUCCACUUCCUGCUCCUCGUUCUGCUGAAGGUGCCCCUGUUUCUGAUGAUGCUCAGUGCCGUGUUCUGGGUCAACAGGCCUCAGUGGGCAAUUUGUGGGCACCAGAGUCAGUCUGAUGAAGACAACCUUUAGCCCUCCUUGCGCAUCCCUAUCCUGUCCAGAGACAACACCACGCAGAUUAGAAGAGGAAGAACUUCUGGCCCCAGACCUGUCUCCUCUCCCCUUAUUGCCAAAAACUAGUAACAAACAAAUCAUUCAAUACUUGAGUGAAGCAAUCAGAUCCAUCACUCACACAAGUCGAUGUGUGUGGUGUUUUGCUGGGAAGAAUGGGGGAGGGAUGCCCUAGGACUCGUCACUUGCUGGUGCACAGCCCAGGUGACCAGAGAGCCCGAGGUGAGGGAAGGCCUGCUUCUCCAUGACCUUGUACUCCUGAGAACCCCCAGUGCUGGCUCUCAACUCAGCAUUCCUUCCUUCCUACAACCACUCACCAAAUAUUCACCAAAAGCCUGUGUAGCACCAGGCUUGUUUCUAGGGGCUGGGAAGAAAGCAGUCAACAAAACAAGGCCUUUCUAUUCGAAUGGGUGUUUUUGAAAACUAAAUAAAGAAUAUUGGUUUAUAAGAAG